AUGUUGUCCAAAGCCAGACAAUGGAAGUGCUCUCUACGGCCGUCAGCUCGAUUGCCAGAAGAGAAUCUUCCAGUUACGUUGCUUCCUAUUCCAUCGUGUGAGACCGCGACCGAGCCUUCCUCGUUUGAAAAUCUGAAAUCACUUGAUGGCAUUUGCUUGAAGGGGCUUGGGAAGCAGGAUGACCUCCAGUCUUUGAUUACUGGCUACUCGCGUUGGAUCAUGGAAGUGACUGCGCAAAACCGUGUCGCAUUCCUAGUAACUGAACGAAGCGAUGAUCUAGCUCUCAGAUGUGCAGUUGUAUCUUCGCACCGGCUCUCGAAAGAUGAGAUGUUAGAGUGGGAGAUAUAUGAAAUUUCGUUGGAAAGCCUCACUGGGGAGUUGGAGACCUUGGAAUUUGCAUUAUGCCUGAGAUACGAAGCCGGAAUCGAAGAAUCCCUCAGAAUUCCGAUCCGAGUGGCGUUGUGUAUAGAUCUGCAAUCAUCGACAGCAAUUUUCGCGCAUCGAGUCGAGUUGAUAAAUGAUGGUUAUCUCUCGGAUAUUGCAAAACGACUUGGGAAAACUUUAGAAAAUGAAGAGGGCCAGCAUGAGAAAAUAGCUUUUUGGGAAAGAGAGUUAAAGGAGUUUGUCGGCCUCGGUGAUAUUCACUUCCCAACACUCUCCUGCACGCGGUCGUUGCAGCCCCCAGAUAGCCCCACUUGCAUCCAAACAAGCCUCACUUUGCAAAUAUCAUGGGAGAAACUGGACGAUCUCGCCCAGCAGCUGGGUCUCAAAUCUGGCGUCUCUGUGGUCCGUGGAGCAUUUGCAUAUACCCUGGCCGAAUAUACGGAGACGGACAAGAUCAUUUUGGGCGAUCAAGACCGGGCAGAUCUGACCCAAGACAUUCCAGUCAACCUGGUUCUAGUCACUGUUUUGCCACAAGAUACCUCUGAGGAGUUCUUAUGUCGACUUGACAAAUUCAUGCGAAGCGCGUCUGCUAUACCAAGUCCUACUGCGCAGAACGUUCGAGAAAUUCUCAAAAUACCUUCGUUUCAGACCCCAUACAAUGCUUUAUUUGCGUACCAGCAGCGUGCCGUCCAUGAAUCUGAUCUGGAAUCCUCACACGGUGCAUCCCGGACAUCCCUCGAAGCCCCGAUGGAGCUCACUCUUCAGAGGUCCGAAAAGGACCAACCGAUAUUAACACUUUCAUGUCGGUUGCUGUUGAUGGAUGCUACUCAUUCAGAAGUUGUCAUGAAGCAAAUCGAUGCUUUGGUCACCUCGAUGUGCUCCGCGCCCACCGAGCGGAUUCAAGACCUCACCCAUCUAUUUCCAAAAGAACUUAUCUCUAUCCACUCCCCGGUUGUAAGUGAUGAUGUUAAAGGGGCUCCAUUGCUAUCCCCAGCUCACUGGGUUGAUUCUUGGGCUUCCUCCAACCCAUCUUGGGUUGGGCUUGAGAUCAUCAGUGCGGUCAGCGAAAACGACAGGGAUACAGUAUCCCGAACAUGGACUUAUCGCGAACUUUCCGAAACUUCUAGCCGGCUCUGCACAUGGAUCCUGGACCGCGGAUGGAACAACAGGUCAAUAGCAGUGUGCUUGGAUCGCUCUUUUUUGGCGUACUGUCUAGUACUAGCUAUCUGGAAAAGUGGUAACUGCUAUGUGCCAAUCGCCGAAGAUCUUCCUGAGGCACGUCAACUAUUUCUUCUCUCGGAUAGUGGUGCGACAGCCUUUUUUGUCGACACGAAUGUCUCAAAGCUUCUUCUUUCCACUGGAAAUUGCGAAGUGAUUGAUAUUGCUAGCCUUGAGAUGUGUGGAAACUCCGAAGUUGUCAAAGACAAACAAUCAAUUGAUCCGAAACCGUCAGAUGAUUGCUACCUUCUUUAUACUUCUGGGUCUACUGGAGCUCCGAAGGGUGUUCUCGUUAGUCGAGGAAAUCUAUCCGCUUUUGUAGAGGCACAAUCUGAUUAUAUCUGUCGCGAUGUUCCAGACACGCAAAAGUUGAAGGGUUUUGGGAGUUACCUUGCGCAUGCCAGUCGAGCCUUCGAUGUGCACAUUUGUGAGAUGGUGCUCGGAUGGCGGCAUGGGCUUCGUCUAGUCACAGGCCAGCGAAGCAUGCUUCUGGACAAUUUGUUCCUGGUCCUGAGGCAGUUCAAAAUCACUCAUGCUGGCUUCGUACCCUCGCUUCUCGAACAUGCGGGUGUUAGUGCGGAAUCAUUGCCUGAUCUACGCUAUCUUGGAGUCGGAGGAGAAAAAAUAUCGGAGACAGUCAUUGAGCGAUUUGUCGGCAAACGGUCACUUUCUCUCGUCAACGCAUACGGACCAACUGAAGCCACGAUAGGCUUCACUAGCCAUACCGUGAAGCCCUGGUCAACGGUACGCAAUAUCGGCACCGCUGUGGGAAACAUCGCCGUCCACGUCCUGGAAUCGAACUCGUCAAAAUACGUGAAGCGAGGUCAAGCAGGAGAGCUCUGUGUGACAGGCGAUUUGGUCGCCAGCGGAUAUCAUCGGAGACCCGAUGCGACGGGCUUCACAGAUCAUUAUGGACAGCGAAUGUACCGGACAGGAGACAUCGUACGCCUGAUGGCGAAUGAUUGUAUUGAAUAUCUUGGGCGACGAGACAGUCAGGCUAAGAUACGUGGCCAGCGUCUGGAGCUUGAAGAGGUUUCCAUUGCAAUUCGUCGUUGCGCGGGAUUUCCAGUCAAUGUGACUUCUAUGGUUACUCCUUCUCCAAUUACGAAACGACCUCAGUUGGUAUCCUUUAUCAGCCCAUCCGGUGACCGACUAGAUUCUGCAAGCACCGAAGUCACUUUUAUGAAGAACCAAUACCAGGAAUGGGUUCCAAAUAUUUUGGAAAGCUGCCGGGUUGAGUUGCCUGCCUACAUGGUUCCUAGUGUCCUACUUCCGGUCUCCUCCAUACCUAUUCAAAUAUCGGGUAAAGCAGACAGUCGUCGUCUUGUCGCAUUAUAUGAGAGCAUUCCUAUUUCAGACCUUCUGUUAAGACCUGGGGUGGUGGAUCCGGAGCCUAGCUCAGAACCUGACCUGGAAUCUAACCAAGAAACAAAUCCGGAUCCCCAUUCAGAGCCAGAUGGUGCAGAUAUGACGGCAGAUGAGAUGAAGGUUCGUGAUAUAAUCUGCUCUCAGAUAGAAACAGACCCAAAGUCUGUUACAAGAGCAACGAGUAUCUUCCAAUUGGGGAUUGAUAGCCUGGGUGCCCUCAGUUUAACGGCAAAAUUGUGUCAGGCAGGAUACACCUGCUCAGGAGUCGAUAUCCUCAGCAAGGGUACAAUUCAAAAGCUUGCCUUGUUACCAAAUUCAAGUAGAGCUUUGUGCCGAGAGCAAAUGAAGAGCUUCUCCGAGAAACACGUCGCCGACGUUUCGCACAGAUUGGCUCAGCUUGACCAGAACUUCCGGAAUUCCCAAACAAAAAUACCGAAUUCUUCAAUUUCCGUCAUCCGUCCAUGCCUGCCUCUCCAGGAAAGCAUUGUUUCUAGCUCCGUGGGCAGUCCGACACCCUUAUAUGUCAAUCAUAUCACGUGCCGUCUUGGAAAUUCUAUCAAACUCACAAACCUGAAGUCUGCAUUCGAGGAUUUGAUGCAGCAAAAUGAGAUUCUCCGGACAUGCUUCCAGAUCGUAGACAGGAAGGUAUUGCAAGUUGUUCUAAAGCCUCGCGUGGCGACUAUCCGCUGGGACGAAGUUGUUGUCUCUGAUGAAACCGUCGCCCGGGGUCUUUUCGAUAUGCGUCAAGCCGGAAUUGCCUCCAGUAUUAUCCAAAAAAUCGACAAAGAGCCCCCGUUCCAUAUCCUUGCUGCUUCUCCAAUAUGCGAGCACGACCCGGGAUGGUUCAUGCUGUCUAUUCAUCAUUCUAUCUUUGACGGUGCUAGCAUGGACAUCUUGCUCAAACAACUUCACCAUCAUUAUACUGGCAAUGCAGCAAUGUGUCCGGUAGACCUCGCUCCUCUUUAUCAUUACAUGGUGCCAAAGGCCGAAGCAGAUACUGAACGCUUCUGGUCCUGUUAUCUCGAUGACUAUUCUCCGGGUAUUGUCGACCAUCAAGAAAGUGAUGGUGGAUCUUACUCCAUCAUGACAAAGACUCUACCCUUUGGAUUGUCAUCGCUCUCCAAAAUCGCUUCUCAGGCAUCUUCGACUACUCCAUUUAUCGUUGAAACCGCAUGGGCGGUUGUUCUAGCGGAGUGUCUAGGCCAAAGAGAUGUUAUAUUUGGGCGUGUGAUGAAUGGCAGGAGUAUCCCGGUGGAUUCAGUGGAAGAAAUGCUCGUUCCGCUUGUGACUACUGUCCCAGGCCGAUUUAGACUUCCUUCUCUAAGAUCGAGUCUGCUAGAUCUAGCCAAGAUUCAUACACAGGCCAUGCUUGAGUCUCUUCCUCAUCAGCAUACACCCCUUCGCACGAUCCAGCGAUAUACUCAGGUUCCAGGUCCAUUGUUCAACACCUUGAUAUCAUACAUCGUCACCAGCCCCCAGUCACCUUGGGCAGAUAUGUUGACUGAAAUGGAAAGCGUUAUGCCAGCAAAUUAUCCACUUGCUCUCGAGGUCAAUGCUGAGUCAGGUGCCGACAGAAUCACGUUGCGUUUGCGAAUUUCCAAAGCCCUCUCUUCCAAUCAAAGAUAUGCAUCCCUCGUGGACAGGAUUUCUACUCUUCUCACUGAGCUGGUUUCCAAUGGGGACGCUACAGUUGAUGCUGCAGAGCCAUCAAUGACACAAGAAAAAAAGCAGUCUGCCUGGGAUGAGACUCAGUGGACUGACAUCGAAAGAAAGAUUCAACGGGCCGUGGCUGAGGUAUCAGGUCUUUCGGACUCGCAAAUUUCGAAAAAUGCAUCAUUUUUUGCGUUCGGAAUUGACUCCGUCAUUUCUAUUCAUCUGGCUCGUUGCUUGAAGAAAGAAACCAUUGUCGCCUCUCCGAGUGAUAUCCUGAGGUAUCCAUCCAUUGGAGCUCUGCACAAUUAUCUUGGAAAGCCUCGUGUUGUAUCUCGUCAAACGGAAGCCCUCGAAAGACCUUUGGACCAGGAUCUGGGCGCAGAACUGUUUCAUUCAGAUGACUCAAUUAUUCAAACCUAUCCUUGCACACCUCUACAGACUGCCAUGAUUGGUCAAUGCUUAAGUUCGGCGGGCAAGGGAUAUCUUCAUCACCAUGUGAUAACUCUCAGUGGCUCAAUCCAAUUGGAGAGACUACUUCAUGCAUGGCAAGAAACGGUGAAAAAUGCGGAUAUUCUUCGCACGUCGUUCCAUCGCCAGGGAACAGAUAGCCAGUUUCAUGCUGCAGCUCACGAGUAUCCUCUCGUCCAAUGGUCGCACCAGUCAAACGUCGCAUCGCUAUCCCAGGCCAUCGAGACAAUAUCUCAAGAAGCAACCUACCCUAGUAUUGCAAGUUUCAGCAAACCUCCAUGGAAAGUCACUUUGCUCACUGGGAGUUCCCAGCAAUUGAUGGUUGUCACCAUGCAUCACUGUCUUUACGAUGGAUUUUCGCUUCCCCUCCUCUUCAGCAGCCUCGAGAAGAAUUAUCUCGGACACACAGAGCCUCUAGGCUCGUUCGCACUUGCCGUGCAGAAGAUAUCAUCCAUACAAUCAUCAUCCAUAAAAUUUUGGGCUGAUGUGGUGGCCGAUUACCAAUACGUUGGAAUGCCGAUCUCGCAAUCUUCCACUCAGCACGACUUUCAGUGGACAGAGAUCAAGAUACAGACUGGAGCUCCUGAAUUGCAGCGUCUUUGUGGUGCAUUCAACGUCACCCUACAGACCGUGGCGCUGCUUGCCUUUGGGCGCUCUUUGAUGCCCAUCGUUGGUCAGCGCGACGUUGUGUUCGGACAUGUAGUCUCCGGCCGCAGUUUCGAUAUCGACGAUUCGAUGAAUGUGAUAGGCCCCCUUUUCAACACGGUCCCUUUUCGCCUCAAGCUUGAGUCCGCUUAUAGAAGCACUCGCUCAGUCUUGGAGGAUAUUCAACGUUUCUCGAUCGAUUCUCAGCCCUUUCAGCAUGCCCCAUUAAGUCUUGUGCAAAAGGAUUGGCGAAUGGCAAAGAACGGCAAUGGAUCUUCAUUGUUCGAUGCACUUUUCACAUUCAACAAGUCAGAAAAGUUUGAUUCCGAAUCAAUCUUCCAGCCAUAUGAGUCUUCUCGCCAACCCGAUAUUCCUCACUACAGGCUCAAUGUGGAAUUUGAUCAGUCUCCGGAUGCCCUUGUUGUCCGGGUAGUAACCCGUGAUUUGCUGACCAAAAAGAGCGACCUCGAGACUUGGACCCAAAGCCUUGCCCUAGCAAUGGAAUAUAUUCUUUCUUCUUGCGAUGAGCCGGCUCUGAGUUAUCCCCCGGGAAUUAAUAACUUGCCCAUGGUCAAGGUCCCUCUGCGCAUGGCUGAUGACGCUUCUCCAGAUAACUUUGUUUUCAGGACCUACGUGGAAGGGCUGAAGCUUAUACUCUCUCAAGUUACACAUUCAAAGCCGGAGAAUAUUCAUGAGAGCAACAGCGUAUUUGCGCUAGGCUUGGAUUCAAUCCUGGCACUUGAUGUCAGCUCUCAGUGCCGCAUUGCUGGGCUUGAGAUUUCAGUUUCUGAGAUCCUACAAGGAGAAACUAUUCGAGGUAUUGCAAAACUCGCAUCAAAGAAACAGAGCGUAUUCUCUAAGCCUGCAGGGUCUACUUUGACCGAAAACUGUGCUGUUACCUCACAUGUCAGAAGCAAGGCGUUAUCACUUUUGUCUCUCUUGGAGGACCAGGUCGAGGAUGUUAUUCCUUGCCUCAGCGGUCAGAACUUCUACAUAGCUUCGUGGCUCCGCAGUCAACGACAGCUUUGGGAGUUCACAUUUCCACUCAGGUCACAAUCUAGCCUUGAUCCGCAGCGACUCCAGCUUGCUUGGCAACAGCUUCAACAAAGACAUAGCAUCCUUCGUACAACAUUUGUUGCUAUACUUCCAGAUCAAGUCCUGCAGGUCGUUCAAAAGCCCUGCCAAUUUGUGCCACAAACCCAGAUUCACAUUGAAGAAGCUUCCGGAGAUCUGAAACCAUUCAUCCAUGGCUUGAUGCAAAGUAUUGGACGCAAAUCGUCUAACCUCUUUACGCCCCCUAUCCGCCUACGGCUAGUUCAAUAUGCUGGGUUCGAUGUUCUUCUGUUGACUUUACACCAUGCUUUGUAUGAUGCAAGAACCAUCUCCAUUCUGAUGCAUGAUCUGGAAGCUUUGUACCAGAACAAGACAUUGAGCCCCCCUUCAAACUUCACAUCUUUCGUUCUUGACACACGACAAAAGUGUCAAUCUGGUUUUGCAGAUGAUUACUGGAAGAAAGCACUCCUCAUGGGUCAACGCACACUUCUUGGGGCACAGCCCUCAAGUGACCUAACUCCUUUGUGUGUGCAGUCUUCUCAGGCCAUUUUCCCCCGGAAGCUUACUAUUCUGGAGGGUCAAUGUCGCGAGAAGAACAUUUCCAUGCCUUCUCUCAUGGUAAUGGCCAUCGGACGCAGUUUGGCACGUACCGCAGAAGUUUCUCACCCAAUCCUUGGCCUUUUCCAAAAUGGUCGCUCGAAUGAUUAUCCCGGCAUCGAGCAUAUGGUGGGACCUACUGUUAAUAUGCUUCCGUUGGUGGUCCCGAAUGCCUUGGUAUCCCCUUCUCGAGAGGCUCUGCUAGACAUGCAGCAGAAGUUGGCCCAGCGUACUCUCUAUGACCAAACCGAUCUUCAAUCCCUAUGUCAAAGAAUGAAGGUACUCGGUCAAGAGUUAGAGUUCAACCUUCUUGUCAAUAUUCUUUGGGGUCAAUUGAGCAGCAUGCCUAGUGAAGAAGUGGACACCAUCUUUACUCCGCUGUCUCUAGACUAUGAUAUCAAGGUUGACUCUGACAAUUUGAUUACCGGAGAGACUACCGUUGAUCACUUCGACUGGAAGAACUUCCCUGGGGGCAGUGACAUCUAUCUGGAGAUUAGUUACAAUGAGGAACAUAAUGCUCUUCUUUGGAAACUUGACUACUCCUCGUCUCAAUUUCGAAGCUGGAAGCGGAGGAAUUCUUGCAGAGGUUGGAGGAUGAGAUGA
Messenger RNA from Penicillium cosmopolitanum, 7989 nucleotides. RefSeq names its product AMP-dependent synthetase/ligase. Gene Ontology annotation, biological process: amino acid activation for nonribosomal peptide biosynthetic process; secondary metabolite biosynthetic process. Lineage: Eukaryota; Fungi; Ascomycota; Eurotiomycetes; Eurotiales; Aspergillaceae. The coding region runs from base 1 to 7989 and encodes 2662 amino acids. Gene Ontology annotation, cellular component: cytoplasm. Gene Ontology annotation, molecular function: phosphopantetheine binding; catalytic activity. The transcript has 2 exons. The record is from RefSeq and is a predicted model, not a curated record.